Messenger RNA from Paramormyrops kingsleyae, 2190 nucleotides. RefSeq names its product motor neuron and pancreas homeobox protein 1-like. Gene Ontology annotation, biological process: regulation of DNA-templated transcription; spinal cord motor neuron cell fate specification; neuron projection morphogenesis. The record is from RefSeq and is a predicted model, not a curated record. Gene Ontology annotation, molecular function: DNA-binding transcription factor activity, RNA polymerase II-specific; sequence-specific double-stranded DNA binding. NCBI's taxonomy places the organism in Eukaryota, Metazoa, Chordata, Actinopteri, Osteoglossiformes, Mormyridae. Gene Ontology annotation, cellular component: nucleus.
UCAAAGGGGGAGCCCAUGUAGGUCGAUAUGUAGGCCUAUUCUCACACAUUUGUAGGCUAAUCGAAAUUGUAUAUCUCUAAAUAUCCACCAGCAGUUGCCAGGGAAAAUGAAACGACCUUGUAGGCUAUGGUAGACUAAUAAUACCGGAAUGUUAUAGUUAUGAUACUGGAAGUUAUAUGACAGCGCCAUUGCAAUGUAACAUAUUGCAUAAAUCAUACACUUAUGUACGUCAUGCCAGUCUUAUAGUUUUAGUCAUACCGAGUUUUCUCCUAUGAUUACGGCCGCUAUGGUCGCCUCCACACCCCUUAGUAAAAUAAACGGUUAAACUACAAACCAAUUGCACAUAACUGAAGCGGAGACGCGCAGCCAAUCACCUUCGCAGCUUGAAAGUGAAAUUCAAGUCUUGCUUGCCAAAUUUGCCCAAGAAAUAGAGAACCGACCAGUUAGUCAGGUCAUUGUCAUCGCGCCGAGACCGCUAAUCAGAUGGAGAGGUCCAGAACCUUCCACAUCGACGCGCUCCUGGCCACCGAACCAUCGAAGGCGACUAACCCGAAACGGUCCCUUUCUGCUUCUGGAAAUCGGUCCAUUUUUGAAUCUAUUAACAGCACCGGUAGAUUCUGCAAAACGACUCCACUGAGGAUUUCCUCCUGCGCCUCCAUCCCAAAACCGGGGUGUUUAAGUACGCAGUACCCAAUCCUUGAAUUGCAUACACCCAUCUCGGCGGGCCUCUUCCCCCGGUACCUCUACGGCCACCAGAUCUACACCCAUUCAGCGGCUUCUUACGGUUACCUCCCCGUCCUGCAGUCUUACACCUUUCCGCAAGUCGCCCACCGGCAUCGCCUAAGCCAACCUGUCACGUUUCCUUCGGAAAGUUUUCAGCUGGACCACUGGCUCCGUUUUUCCGCGGCAGAGACGAUUGUUCCCAGAAUAGCAGGCUUGGCAUAUCAGACACAACCUCAUUUACUUGGGAAAUGCCGAAGACCAAGAACGGCGUUCACGAGAGAGCAGCUGUUGGAGCUCGAAAAUCACUUCCGAUUUAAUCAAUAUCUCUCCAGACCGAAACGAGUUGAACUGGCCACGUCAUUGAUGCUUACAGAAACACAGAUCAAAAUAUGGUUUCAGAACAGGCGCAUGAAGUGGAAACGAAGUAAGAAAGACCAAAAACAAGCAUCAGAAAAUGUUGAAGAACAAAAAAUAGACAAGAAUGGUGUGGGUUGAUUUUAACAGAAAAACCAGACUGUCUGACUUAAUUGAUGACGACGGAGGUUUCCCGUGUGACUAUUGAAAUUGUUCAUCAGAAGAUGAAUUGGAUUAUGGCGUGAUAUCAGCCCACGGCCAUGCGAGCGCGAGGCUGUGUAAUGAAAACAUCUUGGUAAAUCCGUCGACAGAUGAUCUUUUCUUAAUAUCAGUAGCUGACAAGUUGUGUCAUGCUUGCAAACUCUACUGGAAAAUGUACAUUUAACAUGUAAAAUGACUGUUUUUGUAUGUCGCAUUUUGUGUAGUUCAUAAGGGCACCUUGAGUUAUUUACGUAUAUUUCUUACACGUUGCAUAUGCCUAAUAAAAAUAAAAAAGGGUAGAAAAGCCUUAGCUAAUCGAUGAUGAUGAUGAUGAUGAUGACGAUGAUGAAUUACUAAUAGACAUGCAUAACAAUGUAUAAACAAUAUGGAUAUGUAUAACCGUAAUAUUGUUAUAUAUAGCAUAUAACUACUGUGAAAACAAAUCAGCACGUUCGGACAGUAUAGGGAAGAAGGUGCCCUUGAUUCAAACUCCAGCAUAAGACACAAUUACCUACAGCUAUAUGGUGCAACUGGCAGACCCUUGAGGGUACAGCCCUAGUGACAAGGAAAGGUACAAAUUGGUACUCUUUUUUCUGACAGGUAUAUUAUGGGUAAAUGGGUCAAUGUCAUGGUUAAUUCUGAUGAACAUUUUGAUCAAAAUGCAAUUGUACCUGGUAAUUUUUAAACGUAGUCUACAUAUUUUUUCCCAUUCAAAACAUUUUGCCACGAACACAUUUGAUUGACGAUACCUGUAUGAGCAACGUAGAGACGCCACUUAACCGUGUUGUAUAUAACAACGAAACCGGAGUAUCUCAGUUGAACCUCGCGGGGAGACUAUGUUGCCCGAUGAACUAGAGGUAUGUCGCAAGAGUGGUAUUCACUGAUCACAUUAUUAUACUUGAACGAGCGCCA